AAACCCUUAUUCCAUUAAAAAGCUUUAUUAUUUCAUAUCAAAUUCCUGCAAAUUCUACCUUGUCACACAGUCUUUGUAAGGAAACAGGCGGCUCAGCUGUCGAAAGUGGUGGCGUUAAGGCGGUAAGAUGGCAAUGGCAAUGGCUGCAUCGUCGUCUACAGAAAACAAAAACGCAGUUGCGGUUAGUGAGAAUUCUAUGAAGGGUUACUCAUACCCACCGCCCGUUGCUCAAUAUGAAGAUGUUAUUGCUAGUCCCAAUUUAUUUAUGGAUGUUCUUGGGAAAUUUCAUGCUGCAAUGGGGACCAAAUUCAAGUAAUGUUUUAUUGUUAAAGUUCAUGCUUAUGUGAAUUUGGUUGUGAGUUUCAUGAGGUUUAUGCAUGGUUGUAAAACAAGGUUUCCAAGCCCGAGUACUCCCCGAGUAGUCGCUACAAGGUUGGCUACCGAGGCGACUUUCUUCGACUCCGCCUAAUUACUCGGAGUUAGUCAAAUGCGGUCAAACUCGGCAAGAAUUGGAUCUAGAUUCCUGUCAUCGGUGGCAUGAAUUUAGAUCUGCAUCGCCUGUUUAUGGAAGUUACCUCUCGUGGAGGCAUUAAAAGGGUUCUUGAAGAGAAGAAAUGGAGGGAGGUGUCCAACUGUUUCAGCUUUCCACCUUCCGCUACAAACGCGUCUUUUAUCUUGCGAAAGUAUUACAUGUCACUUAUUCAUCACUUUGAACAAGUUUAUUAUUUUAAAGCUAAAGCAUGGACUCCUGUUCCUACUGAUUCUUGGCAGAGUACAAAAACCACACUCACUUCAACAUCUGGAAUGAACGAACUCCUGCUUCCGUCAACGGAAUUUCAAGACACGUCGGUGAAGAGGCAGAAGAUGAUUAUGGAAGAACAGUCGUUGCCUAAAGGCUCUCCGGAAUCAUCAAUUGGUUUACCAGUGACAGGCGUACUCGAUGGAAAAUUUGAAAGCGGGUAUCUUUGUACCGUUAGAAUCGGUGGAGAGCAGUUACAAGGCGUACUAUAUCAAACCAUGCAGACUCCAUUGUACGAAACACCAGUAAACACGGAUGCAACUCAAGGUUUAACCACGGUUAGGUGUAGGCGUAGACGUAGGAAGAAGUGUGAAAUGAGAAAGAGGGAUCCGGCUCAACCAAAACCCAACCGAAGCGGGUAUAAUUUCUUUUUUUCGGAGCAUCAUGCGAGGCUCAGAUUACUUCACACCGGUAAAGAUAAAGCCAUCAGCAGGAUGAUUGGUGAAGAGUGGAACAAGUUAACCGAGUCUGAAAAGGCGGUAUACCAAGAAAAGGCGGUGAAAGAUAAGGAAAGAUACAGAAGUGAAAUGGAGAAUUAUAAAGAGAGUAAAGCGCAAGUUUUAACGAAUUCAACGUCUUUACAACAACAGUACUUUACGAUGAGCACAAAUAUGGAAAACAAUAAUGGAAACUCUCAAAACGUUCAUGAAAACGCGCCGAAUUCCGAGUACUAUGAUGAUAACGAUGAUGAUGACCAUAGCAGCUUUGAAGGUGAAGAGGAAACUACAGGUAAGGAACUAAAUCUUGAAACCGAAGCUGAAAAUGUCGAAAUGGACCAUGUGGAGUUUCUUGAUGAAUCUGGUCAACAAAAGUCAAUGUCUGUUCAAGGGAUGAAUCAUUAGUCAUCGACAUGUAUCACGAAAACGAAUCAAAGCAAGAUGACAAGAGGCUGACGACGAAGUGGUGAUUCUUGAUGUAAAUGAUGAAAACAAGACAAAAUCAGCAGACAAAAAUGAGCAAGAUUUGGAAAUUUUUGAUAAAAGUUUAAUAUGGGCCAUUGGCUGUUUGGAGAAUCCGAGGUAAAAGAUCAUUUCUUGAUCAAGGUUGAGUUUUUUUGUCACAUAGAAAUAGUAGCUCAAGAUUUCUGUCACAUGUAGUUUUCUUCAAAAAUGUUAGCUUAUAAAUUUUUAUAUGCUUUAUGUUUCUUGGUACUCAAACAGUCAAACUUGAACAAAAUCAGUGCUAUAAAUUUAGUUUGACCAA
This is a messenger RNA of Helianthus annuus (common sunflower), 2002 nucleotides long. RefSeq names its product high mobility group B protein 15. Gene Ontology annotation, molecular function: DNA binding. Lineage: Eukaryota; Viridiplantae; Streptophyta; Magnoliopsida; Asterales; Asteraceae. The record is from RefSeq and is a predicted model, not a curated record. The transcript is spliced from 7 exons. The coding region runs from base 538 to 1641 and encodes 367 amino acids.